Molecule: messenger RNA, 417 nt
Organism: Penicillium antarcticum
Lineage: Eukaryota; Fungi; Ascomycota; Eurotiomycetes; Eurotiales; Aspergillaceae
Exons: 2
Coding region: 1-417 (138 amino acids)
Source: RefSeq, a predicted model, not a curated record
AUGACUUCGGGCGAUCUCUUUAGUAUUCCCUCAGCACAGUUUAUUGCCUUAACCCAGAGAAGUGGGAAGCUUAGCGAGGAAGAGAUAGAAAGCGUCUUUAAUCAACUUGCGCCUCUGAAACCCGAAGCACUACACGGGGCGUGGGGAGGUGGCGGGUUUGAUACUGGCCACCUAGCCCAUUCCCAACUGCAGGAUGUGAAAUGGUGCGGCAAAACGUUUCAUUCGGCCGAUUCUGUGGACCCCGUCAUUAUUAUGAAAGAUGGGAAGAGGGUGUGUGAGGAGACAUGGGGCCAUGCUCGAGUAGGGAGCCACUCAACUUUUGCAUAUGCUUCAAAUCAGUUUUGUGCUAACAAGACCCCGUUGAUAGCUUCGCGAGGUGAAAUUUCGUGGCAUUGUUUCCGCUGCGAUGAUAUAUGA